CGCGUACAAUCGUAAUAUCGCAUUGUGACAACAACACGGUCGGCUACGAAAAGACACUGAAGUGCUCUUUCUGUUUUUAUUUUUCUCGAAAUCUACAGCAGUUUAUUUCCGAAAAUGAGUAUAGGCGUCCCGAUCAAAGUGCUUCACGAGGCCGAAGGGCACAUAAUAACGUGCGAAACCGUUGACGGUGAGGUGUACCGUGGAAAACUGAUCGAAGCCGAGGACAACAUGAACGUGCAGAUAACGCACGUGCACGUCACGUUCAGAGACGGACGCGUCGCCCAAAUGGAAAACUGCUACGUUCGCGGUUCGAAGGUCCGUUUCAUAAUACUGCCCGACAUGCUGCGCAAUGCGCCAAUGUUUAAAAGCAAAGCGACCAUGGCCGGUGCUUCCGGCCGAGGCAAAAGCGGCAUGAUUCGAUCUUCGGUUGGUCGCGGCCGGGGACGUGGUGGGCCACCAAUGGGCCGUGGUGGACCACCAAUGGGACGUGGAGGGCCUUCUUCUGGCGGUUCUUGGGGCCAACGUCGUUGAUGUUAGAAUUCAAAAAAAUGUAUAUAUUAUAAUGAACUUUUUUUUUUUUUUUAAGGUAAAUGAUAGGUAAAAAUUUACCUAGUUUUAUAACUCGACUUGACUGAUUUACUGUUAAAUAUUAAGUAUACUCUCACGAGUUGAUUAAAGUUUAAUUUCACUUAUCGCAAAUAUGUUGAUUAAGUUCUUUGUAGUGCACCGUUAGACUACACGGUACACGGUAGUCUAUCGGUAACAGUUGACUCCAGGUAAAGCGCAGUAAGCCACUAUAAUCUUUCCUUUAAAUGUUGAUUUACUUUUUACUAUAAUAUUUACAAAUACUAUUAAAUAUCUAACCAGGCAAAGCCAGGUUUAACAGCUAAUUUAAAAAAAAAAAAAAUUUUUUUGCUGAAUUUUGCAAUCUUUUUUGAAAAAGAAUACUUCAAUUAUUAAACAAUACUUCA
This is a messenger RNA of Adelges cooleyi (spruce gall adelgid), 971 nucleotides long. Its product is annotated as small nuclear ribonucleoprotein Sm D3-like. The coding region runs from base 115 to 531 and encodes 138 amino acids. Lineage: Eukaryota; Metazoa; Arthropoda; Insecta; Hemiptera; Adelgidae. The transcript is spliced from 3 exons. Gene Ontology annotation, biological process: RNA processing; spliceosomal snRNP assembly. Gene Ontology annotation, cellular component: pICln-Sm protein complex; U2 snRNP; U5 snRNP. The record is from RefSeq and is a predicted model, not a curated record. Gene Ontology annotation, molecular function: RNA binding.